GUGGAUGAGUAGUGAACAAAGGUUUAGUGGAAGAGCUUGACGUUUCAAGGAUAAUUCAAAUAAUAAGUUUAAACUGGAAGACCUAACCUAAUUAAGGCUUUAUCGCCUUGAGGAUGGGAAUUAGAAGCAUCCGAUUACCCAUCAGGUCUGAGUCUCGUAUUCGUUCUUCCUUACAGACCAUGAAGCGAUUUUCUUACAUAUCAUGUGAUCCUACAACUCUGUUUACAUUGCUGAUCUUGACCACUGUGAAAGAGAGCAGAUGUAUACCAGAUCCUCAUCUGAGAGAGCUUUUGCUCCAAGAGGAAGCCUAUAGGCAGAUCGGUGGCAGCGAGGAGCUUAAUACAGCAGAGCGACGACUUGACUCCCUCUUGCUAAAAUUGAAAGAACAGGAGAUGAAGGAUCCGCAUUUCCCUCCAGCUAUGCACUUCUUUAAAGCAAAACCCUACAUCCAGAAGAGCCCCGUGUUUAAAAUACUACAAAAAAUGCCCAAAGGUGCUAUCCUACACAUUCACAGCUCUGCUUUAGUAAGCGCGGAUUGGCUCGUGAUGAAUGCAACAUAUCGCCCUCACUGCUACACAUGUUUCACAUGGACGGGACGUGUGCAGUUCAAAUUCUCAGCACGCCAGCCAUUGCCGAGUUUGGGUUGCUCUCGAUGGACCCUGUUGAAGGACCUGAGAGCCACCAUUAGUGAUGUACCCGCUUUUGACAAAAGUUUAAUGCGGAACCUCACACUGUUCACUGAGGACCCAGAUGUGGCGUACCCAACUCAGGAUGAAGUGUGGAAUCAGUUCGAACAAAUCUUUGGCUCAAUCUCAGGGCUGUUCAGAUAUGCACCUGUUUUUAAAGAUUACAUUUACCAAGGUCUCCUGCAACUCUACAACGAUAAUAUCUCAUAUAUGGAGCUGAGGGCUGGCAUGUCCCAGAUAUAUGAGCUUGAUGGCACUAUGUAUGACAAAGCGUGGUUUAUUGAAACCUGCAAAAAUGUAACUGAGCAAUUCAAGUUGGAGCAUCCAGAUUUCAUUGGGAUUCGAAUAAUUGUAUCGGCCCAGAGGUCACAGAAUUUGUCAAAGAUCAAAAACGCAGUAAAAGAUACCAUAGAGAUGCAAAAACGAUAUCCGGAGAUCAUCGCUGGCUUUGAUUUGGUUGGACACGAGGAUGCAGGGAAUUCCAUCUGGUACUUUCGAGAUGCUUUAUCAUUCCCCACUGAGGUUAAAGCCAAACUUGCAUACUUUUUCCAUGCUGGAGAGACCGACUUAUACGGCACAGAUGUAGAUAGGAACAUACUGGAUGCUCUGUUAUUCAACACUACACGUAUCGGGCAUGGUUUUGCCCUGGCACACCAUCCCCUGGCAAAAGAACUCUCCAGAAAGUUGGGAGUGCCAGUGGAAGUAUGUCCUAUAUCCAACCAGGUGCUGAAGUUGGUGUCAGAUUUGCGGAAUCACCCCGCUGCAGGGUUAAUGUCAGAGGGACAUCCCAUGGUGGUGAGCUCAGACGAUCCGACCUUGUUUGACACUGCUGGACUCUCCUACGAUUUCUAUGAAGUCUUUGUUGGAUUCGGAGGUCUGAGUGCCAAUCUAGGCACGCUGAAAGAGUUGGCAAGGAAUUCGAUCAGGUACAGUUCAUUGCCCCCAGUGCUUAAGGAUAUAGCCAUGGGCUUAUGGCAACAAAAGUGGAACAAAUUUGUGUCAGAGAAUUCACCAUAGUAACAGAAAGGUGAAGAAAACGUUCUAAGAGCAAUUUCACAUUGGAAACCCCCCUACAAAUGUAGUGCAGCCACAGUUAAUUUAAGUACUGUUACACAGAUUAUUUCGUCAUUUGAUGGAUCUCUGUCCCGUAGGUUUAAAAAAAAAAAAAAAAAAAAUAUAUAUAUAUAUAUAUAUACUUCUGGACAUUAGGCUAAGUUAUGAAAUUAUAUAAAUGAGAUAAUGAAAUUGGAAUGAAUUACAUUUUUUUCAAAAUAUAAUUAAUAGAAUUUUAAUGUUUAUUAUAACUUUUUAUAAUGAAAAAUACAUUUACAAUAAAAAAAUUACAGUGCAGAAAUGUUAACAUCUACACUAUACCCACAUGUGGGCAGGGGAAGCUCUGUGGUUAAAACAUUGGACUUCAGUUCGGAGGGUCCCAGAUUCAAACCAAGCUGCCGCUGCUGGGCCCUUAAACAAGGCCCUUGAUCAACAACUGCUCAGAUGUAUAAUGAAAUAAGAAUGUAAGUCGCUAUGGAUAAGGACGUCUGCCAAAUGCUAUAAAUGUACAGUAUAUGAGCACCUGAAACAAGUACCAAAAAGAUUCAAAGCACAUAAUUGUCUAGGAUGUCUUUGGAUGACAGUGUACAGUACGAACAGGCACAAUACUGUAUGUCUUAAUAAAUCAUCAUAAAGCUUAUCUUUGGGGAAAAAAACAUGAUAAAAUGCAUUACUUUUUCAUUCAAGUUGUCAAUUCAUGGUGUUUGUUUAACCAGUCCUGAUUCUGUGCAAAAUCCAGAUUUUAAAUCUUUCAGUUUGGUGCAGUUAAUUCACUUUGCUCUAAUGACUUCUAUUGGGGUUCACAUCAUUCACUUAAACAUUGUUUUUAAGCCUACAAAUGAGCAGUUUACAAGAGACCUCUAUUGAAACAAGACAAUGAUUUAACUUACACCUUUAAUUCAAAGACAAGUAAAACACAACAAAAUAUAUAUCAAUUUGACAUUUUCAAUAAGAAAAAAAGACAGAUAUACAGAAUAUUCUUUCAUAUAAUGAUUUUUUUGAUCCAAACAAAAGCUCCUAAUGUGCUACGGUAUUGGGAUGCAGGGGUUU
Clarias gariepinus (North African catfish) is the source of this 2789-nucleotide messenger RNA. RefSeq names its product adenosine deaminase 2b (gene ada2b). The coding region runs from base 114 to 1703 and encodes 529 amino acids. NCBI's taxonomy places the organism in Eukaryota, Metazoa, Chordata, Actinopteri, Siluriformes, Clariidae. The record is from RefSeq and is a predicted model, not a curated record. Gene Ontology annotation, molecular function: adenosine deaminase activity. Gene Ontology annotation, biological process: adenosine catabolic process; inosine biosynthetic process. The transcript is spliced from 10 exons.